GUUGGUAAUCGAGCCUAGGGUCUUUGAUGUUCAUCAAGUUUCUGCACGAGCGGACUGGAUGACGGGUAUAUGUAGUGUACAUAGGCGCAUGGGCAAAGAUUGUACCUCGCUUGCGCGACGCGUAAGCGUUGACUGGUGCAAAAACUAAUUGCGCAAGAACCACAUCCACUACGGGUAAAAAAGAAAGGUAGAAGGGAGCUGACAGACCGUCCCAUGAGUUUUUGCAUCAGUACGCGCGAAAGGAAAAAUUCUAUGUAGUCAAGCAGGUGGCUGGAACGCGUGGAGCCGCGAAAGUCGAUUUCGGAGAGAAUAAUAUUUGCGGUGCUCAAAACUUGUGUGCGAAGAAAGCGAGGUAGAGGAGCUAUAACCGCGAUAGUCGCAGCCACGGCUGUUGUUUGGGGUCGUCAGCUAUGAGUUGUCACGCAAAAGAAGCAUUGCGUGACGACCCGAGGGGAAACACUCGUGCCAAUACCUCUCGCUGUUGUAAAAAUUUAGAAGUCCCAGAAGUCUUAGCGUUAUUCAAUUCAGUCGAAAAAAUGGCCUCCGCGCGGAAUCCUGCGAAGAAACACGCGAGUUCAUCAUCGAGUACUACAAGUACAGAGGGACAAAAUCGGGGUGCUGCAAUCGCGAUGAAUACAUUUGCGAACGACGGCAGCUUUCUGGAACUUUUCAAAAAGCGAAUGGAAGCGGAAUCCCAAAUAUUGCAACCAAAAACCGAAAGUACGGUCGAGCAAACUGUGGAUCGGGAAGAGAAAGCUGGAAAGGAAGUCGAUGAAGGCUCCUGCCAAGAGAAACUUAGUGAGGGAAAGGUUCCUGGACCUUCAGUUUCAUUACCACAGCAGGGAAAGAGGUCAUUUGCUGUUGGAAAGAUGGGUGGCGCCACACGUCAAAUGCACGCAAAGAAAAAGAAGAAAGAGAAAGAAGCCGCUGAAGCAGCAAAAAAGGCAGAGGAAGAGGCUGAGAGCAAGUCAUCUGCGUGGAAAGCAUACAUGGAGGAAGUUAAAAAAUACAAAGAAAUGACUUGUUCAGAAGAUGGUGACAGAGUGUGCCCUCUUGUGAAAUGACCAGCUGUGGUAGUCCUAGGAAAAUCAAUCAUUAUUGUAGACUUGACAAAUAGUAAAGUAUCCAUGACUGUUAACUCUGCAGGGGGGGAAUAUUAAUCUGUAAACACUGACUGAUUUAUACCUAAACAGGUGACACCCAUCUGGACUUUCUAAUAGUCCUUUCUAAUAAUACUUCCCCACCCUGUUCCCCUGCUUGACAAGGUAUUGAUAAAUUAUGUAGAGAAAACUAAUAACAUUAGACAUGGGUGUUGGUAAAUGAACAAAGAUAGGGCUGGGCUUUGUAUGUGGCAAAUGAAACGUUUAUCUUUAUCAACUUGCAGUUGAUAAUGGUAUCAAGCUUGUGAAUUUCAAACAAACUCACAAACUCCCUACAGCUGUUUAUACCAUGCCAUAGAAAAUACAGCCAAUCAAAAUACAGGAAAGCCGUUGUUUAUUCGAUGGUAUGACACUCAACCUACCCAUUGUGUGCCAUGCAUCCGUCGCAUUGGUUGUGUUGGCCACUGUAUUUUCUAUGGCAUGGUAUAAAAUGGUUAUGCAACGCUCUCUCCUGGUAUAACAUGGGAUAUUCCUCGUCACUUGUAUUUUCUUGGUAUCCUCACUCACCAAAAGGCUUGUGUGUAUACCAAGAAAGUACAAGUGACUUGUGGGAUAUUCAUGAUAUACCACUCAAAAAUGUUGCAUAACUAAUAUUUAUUUACCUUUAUCAACUGUAAAUUGAUAAAUAACUGGAUUUUUUUUUGGCACCAUAAAACUCUAUUGUAAUAUUCAAGCAACCAACUAUUGUAACUGUUUCAAUCUGUAAAACUUAGUUUAAUGAUAAAUUGUCUUUGUUAUUGCUUAUAACAUUAUCCAACGAAGAUGUCAGAUUAAAUAACAUUUUUUGUAAAUAAACUGGUUAUCAUCUUGG
This is a messenger RNA of Orbicella faveolata, 1971 nucleotides long. RefSeq lists its product as uncharacterized. The record is from RefSeq and is a predicted model, not a curated record. Gene Ontology annotation, molecular function: 3'-5' exonuclease activity; 5'-3' exonuclease activity. NCBI's taxonomy places the organism in Eukaryota, Metazoa, Cnidaria, Anthozoa, Scleractinia, Merulinidae.